AUGAAAUUGGCGAACACAGACCUGAGUGAGGCAGAAGAGUACGCCAUAUGGUGUGAACAGACGCGGGCUCUUUUUUUCCCCGUGGCCAAUGGGAAACAGAGUGCAGAAGAGAUACCCAUGAAUAGCAACAACGGCAGCAGCAGCAGUGGUAGUGGUAGUAGUAGUAGUAGCAUAGAUGUUAAUAUGAAUGAGAAUAAAGAUAAUGAUGAUUUCCCAUACUGUUUUUAUAUGCGUAUGCUGGGCUCUGGGAAACGAGAGUCCGACCAACAACAAGCCUCUGACAGUAGUUUUAGUCAAAAUUACAGCCGAAGUAGUAGCGUUAAUAGUCAAUUCUCCUCUAUUUCUCAACAACAGCGAUACAUAGACGAAGACGCUUACGCCGCUAGACUAACCUCAAAGUUACAAACACAAGCACGUGCUAUUCGAAGAGAACAACGAAAUAAAGUUCCUGAUAUUAUACCGAGUGAUAAUGUUCAGUGGCCUUUCCGUGAUGGGACGGUUGAAGCCAUCGCAGCAACUGUAAAUGAAGAACUUCAUGAAAUGCUUAUGUAUGUUCGAAAACGUAAUCUUUUGUCUGAGCAACUACGACGACAAUUAACGCAAACAAAGUUUCUUCUUGCUCAACAAAACGAAGCGUUACGAGAAUAA
Messenger RNA from Trypanosoma theileri, 648 nucleotides. RefSeq lists its product as uncharacterized. The record is from RefSeq and is a predicted model, not a curated record. The transcript has a single exon. Lineage: Eukaryota; Euglenozoa; Kinetoplastea; Trypanosomatida; Trypanosomatidae. The coding region runs from base 1 to 648 and encodes 215 amino acids.